This is a messenger RNA of Hyaena hyaena (striped hyena), 2888 nucleotides long. RefSeq names its product NIMA related kinase 8 (gene NEK8). The record is from RefSeq and is a predicted model, not a curated record. The coding region runs from base 35 to 2131 and encodes 698 amino acids. Gene Ontology annotation, biological process: protein phosphorylation. NCBI's taxonomy places the organism in Eukaryota, Metazoa, Chordata, Mammalia, Carnivora, Hyaenidae. The transcript has 15 exons. Gene Ontology annotation, molecular function: protein kinase activity; ATP binding.
GUGGGGGGUUCCGGAAAUGUGACUGAGAAAUGAGAUGGAGAAGUACGAGCGGAUCCGAGUGGUGGGGAGAGGUGCCUUCGGGAUUGUGCACCUGUGUCUGCGCAAGGCUGACCAGAAGCUGGUGAUCAUCAAGCAGAUCCCAGUGGAGCAGAUGACCAAGGAAGAGCGGCAGGCAGCCCAAAACGAGUGCCAGGUCCUCAAGCUCCUCAAUCACCCCAAUGUCAUUGAGUACUAUGAGAACUUCCUGGAGGACAAGGCCCUCAUGAUUGCCAUGGAAUACGCUCCAGGUGGCACCCUAGCUGAGUUCAUCCAGAAGCGCUGUAAUUCCCUGCUGGAGGAGGAGACCAUCCUGCACUUCUUUGUGCAGAUCUUGCUCGCGCUGCAUCACGUGCACACGCAUCUCAUCCUGCACCGGGACCUUAAGACUCAAAACAUCCUUCUCGACAAACACCGCCUGGUUGUCAAGAUCGGUGACUUCGGCAUCUCCAAGAUCCUUAGCAGCAAGAGCAAGGCCUACACGGUGGUGGGGACCCCGUGCUACAUCUCCCCGGAACUGUGUGAGGGCAAGCCUUACAACCAGAAGAGUGACAUCUGGGCCCUGGGCUGUGUCCUCUAUGAACUGGCCAGCCUCAAGCGGGCUUUCGAGGCUGCGAACCUGCCAGCGCUGGUGCUGAAGAUCAUGAGUGGCACCUUCACACCCAUCUCUGACCGGUACAGCCCCGAGCUGCGCCAGCUCGUCCUCAGUCUGCUCAGCCUGGAGCCCUCACAGCGGCCACCGCUCAGCCACAUCAUGGCACAGCCCCUCUGCAUCCGGGCCCUUCUCAACCUCCACACCGACCUGGGGAGCGUCCGCAUGAGGAGGGCAGAGAAGUCCCUGAUCCCUGGGCCACCCAUGGCCCCCGGCAGCACAGGGAGCAGGACCACAGGCGCCCGCUGCAGGGGUAUACCCCGGGGACCCCCGCGACCGGCCAUUCCACCACCGCUGUCGUCGGUGUACGCGUGGGGCGGUGGGCUCAGCGCCCCGCUGCGGCUGCCGAUGCUCAACACAGAGGUGGUCCAGGUGGCAGCCGGGCGCACGCAGAAGGCGGGCGUCACACGCUCGGGGCGCCUCAUCCUGUGGGAGGCCCCGCCCCUAGGCGCCGGAGGUGGGGCGCUCCUGCCCGGGGCGCUGGAGCAGCAGCAGCCCCAGUUCGUCUCCCGUUUCCUGGAGGGCCAGUCAGGCGUGACUAUCAAACAUGUGGCCUGCGGGGACCUCUUCACAGCCUGCCUGACCGACCGAGGUAUCAUCAUGACCUUUGGUAGUGGCAGUAACGGGUGCCUAGGCCAUGGCAGCCUCAAUGACAUCAGCCAGCCCACCAUUGUGGAGGCCCUGCUGGGCUAUGAGAUGGUGCAGGUGGCCUGCGGGGCCUCUCACGUGCUGGCCCUGUCCACAGAGCGAGAACUAUUUGCGUGGGGCCGCGGAGACGGCGGUCGGCUGGGACUGGGCACCAGGGAGUCCCACAGCUGUCCCCAGCAGGUGUCCAUACCCCUAGGACAGGAAGCCCAGCGGGUUGUAUGUGGCAUUGACUCCUCCAUGAUCCUCACUGUGGCUGGCCGAGCCCUGGCCUGUGGGAGUAACAGGUUCAACAAGCUGGGCUUGGACCACUGCUCCCUGGGGGAGGAGCCUGCCCCCCACCAGCAGGUAGAGGAGGCCCUGAGCUUCACACCACUAGGUUCAGCACCCCUCGACCAGGAGCCCCUGCUGAGUGUGGACCUGGGCACUGCUCAUUCAGCUGCUGUAACUGCCUCUGGCGACUGUUACACUUUCGGCAGCAAUCAGCAUGGGCAGUUGGGCACCAGUGCCCGCCGGGUCAGCCGAGCACCUUGUCAAGUCCAAGGCCUACAGAACAUCAAGACAGUGAUGGUGGCCUGUGGGGAUGCCUUCACUGUAGCCAUUGGGACAGACGGUGAAGUGUACUCUUGGGGCAAAGGGGCCCGAGGUCGGCUGGGAAGAAGGGAUGAGGAUGCUGGACUCCCUCGGCCAGUGCAGCUGGAUGAGACGCACCCCUACACGGUGACGUCUGUGUCCUGUUGCCAUGGCAACACUCUACUGGCUGUUCGCCCGGUUACGGAUGAGCCAAUCCCCCCCUGAGGAACCCAGAUACGCCUCUGGACCUGGACCACCCUGAUGCUGCUUCUCCUCUGAGCAUUCUUGAAAUGUGCACAUGCCUGCAGCCAGACUGUCCCCACCAGCCCCCUGGAUGGCCAUUAACGAACGGGGUAUAAGAACUAGCGAAGCACCCACCCUCCUUCGGCCCUGGAUUUGAAAACCUCAACCCACCCUGUUCCCCCAACAGCUCUCUUUUCUCUCCCCACCCCUCUUAAGCUGGUGUCCCCAGGGGACCAGUCCUGCUAGAGCUGGAAACCAGAUCUAACUUGGGGAAGCAGGGUGGUCUCCAGACUCUCGGCCGAAAAAAAGCUGGAGGCGGCUGUGGCUCCACCCAGUUCCUGCCCUUUCCUCCAGCCCAGCUAGAAAAUAAGUCGCUGGUGCCCCCUGGGAGAGCAGCUCUGCGCUGGAGCAGGGCAAGCCCAGUCCUGCCUGGACUGGCCAUUCUGGCCCCCUAGCUUCUGCGUUGCCUGGGGGCAGGGAGACCUGGCACCUACCCCCACUCUCGAUAUCCUGAGGCACGGAUUUGCACAACUUCUGAGCUCUUCCUACCCCUGUGGACUGGAAACGCAUCUGCCCAGGGCACCGAAGUGUCCACUGCGGAGGGGAUCCCUGCUGAAGGUGGCCUCUCACCCUAGCCAUUCGCCCCCCAGAGCAGGUUGGGAGAAAGGGCUGCUGGCUGGGCCAGACCAGUUUUCCAGAUGACUGGGAAAUAGCGCCAAUAAAAACAUCAGCUGCCUGC